GGGCGGUGCUGCCCGCCCCGGGGGCGGUGGGGUUCCCGGUGGCGGCUCCGACAGCGGAGCGGUCCCAGCGGGCGGCGGAGGCACCACCGACCGCCCCCGGCCCGGCCAUGUCGGAGCCCGGGCGCCCCCGCGGCCGGCGACAAAGCGCCCCGGCUCCAGGACCGUGUCCUGGCCGGGUGCGCUGGGGCCGCCUCCAGGAGCCCCUGGGCUUCAUCAAGGUGCUGGAAUGGCUCUUCGCCAUCUUUGCUUUCGGGGCCUGCGGCUCCUUCAGCGGCGAGACCGGGGUGACGGUGAGAUGCAGCAGCGAAACCAAAGAGAUGAGCGCCAUUUUCGUCCAGUUCGGGUACCCCUUCAGGUUAUACCAGAUCCCCUUUGAGAUGCCGGACUGUGAGGAGGAGUCAGAAACCCGCACCCUGCACCUCAUCGGCGAUUUCUCUGCUCCUGCUGAAUUUUUCGUGACCCUGGGGGUCUUCUGCUUCCUCUACGCCAUGGCCGCUCUGGUGCUUUACCUGCGCUUUCAUUCCCUCUACAGCGAAAAUAAGAAGCUCCCCUUUGCGGAUUUCUGCAUCACCGUCUGCUUCGCCUUCUUCUGGCUGGUGGCGGCGGCGGCGUGGGGCAAGGGGCUGACCGACGUGAAGGCGGCCACGCGGCCCGCCAGCCUCAUCGCCGCCAUGGGGGUCUGCCAGGGCCAGGAGGUGGUCUGCAACGCCGGCGCCACGCCGGCCAUGGGGCUGGCCAACAUCUCCGUGCUCUUCGGCUUCAUCAACUUCCUGCUGUGGGCCGGGAACUGCUGGUUCGUGCUGAAGGAGACGUCGUGGCACGCGCCGGCGGCACCCCGUGACAGCGCGGCUGAGCAGGGUGCCAUCGACAAGCAGUAGCCACUUCGGGGGUCCCGCCUGUCCCCCGGGGGUCCCGCCUGUCCCUCGGGACCUCGCGCCGGCCGCCAGCCCGGGGACGGGGUGUCGGGGGGUAUGGAUGCUAUAGGGGGUCUGCGUGACCCUGGGUAGGGGGCAUUAACUGCUGCUGCCUGGCAGUGUAUAGGGGUCUGCGUAACCCUGGGUGUCCCGUUCUGUAUAGGGGGGCUCUACGUGUAACUCGGGGGUGUCCGCGUCUGUAGGGGGGCGUAUAAAAGUCCUGGGUACCAGCUCUAGAUAGGGGUGCAUAUACCCCCCAGUGUCUGGCUCUCUCUUGGGAGUACGACCCCUGGAUGUCCUGCUCCGUAUAUAAGGGUGUAUGUGAUACCUGGGUGUCCAGCGCUCUAUAUGGAUAUAUACGUAUAAGUCCCAGGGGCCCAGCUCUGUACAGGGGCUAUAUAUAACCGUGCCCCCGCCCCGCCCCGCCCCCCCAGGUGUUCUGCUCUGCACAGGGUAACUCCUGGUGUCCUGCCCUCCUAUAGAUAACACCCUAUGUCCAAAGCGGGUGUAGAAGCCCUGGAUGGCCAGCUCUCUGUAGGGGAUGUAUAUUAACACCUAAAUGUCUGUAUUUAACAGUGUAUAUUAACACUGUAUAGGGGAAUAUAACAAGCCCAGGUGCCCAGCUCUAUAUAGGGGCUGUAUAUAACCCUGGGUAUCCAGCUCUGUA
Molecule: messenger RNA, 1581 nt
Organism: Falco peregrinus (peregrine falcon)
Lineage: Eukaryota; Metazoa; Chordata; Aves; Falconiformes; Falconidae
Gene: SYPL2
Product: synaptophysin like 2
Exons: 6
Coding region: 108-878 (256 amino acids)
Cellular component (GO): synaptic vesicle; synaptic vesicle membrane
Source: RefSeq, a predicted model, not a curated record